AGAAGGGCGAACCGUCAGGUUCUGAGGCCGCAAGCGAGAGGCAACACAUGUGUUUCCCAGACACCACCUGUGGAUACGGCGUUUUCGAAAACCACCUGUGAAUACGACUCUCUCUCCCAAGAUUAAGGGUAAAGGGAACCUUCUUUCCAUCCACUUCUCGUCACGUACAGAAAGGAUAUCCUCUCUUUUCAAAUAGCACAACCGCUAGCCAUCACCAAGAUCUUCUGUCAGCUAAGAAGUUACGACGAAGAGAAUUAUUUCCUAAAUUAACAUACAUCAACAGUUUUAUAGGACGCACAAAAUACAAAACAUAUCAGUGAAGAAAGAAAACCAAUAUAAAAUAGUAAACAACAGGAAAAGAGGAAAAAAAGGAAUAACGAAAAUUAAUCACGUGUCAAUUUGAAUUUCCUUCAGUCUGACCUCUCUUCCGACUAGAACGAGGGAAGAACAUAGUGUAAAAAAAAGGGGGGAAAAAUUUAACGAAAAGUAGAGGAAAUAACAAUAGGAUUCAACAAUAAUGAGUGGCUCCGGCAAGGGACUCCUAGGUCUUUGGCUCUACAAGACGGGAGAAGAAUGGAUGCUGAAAGAUCCCCUGAGGCAGAAAGAGCAACAAAGCAAGAACGCAAGAGCGUCCCCGGAGAGAGAUAAUCGUCAGGAAAAGGAAGUCUACCUGCCUUGUCACAACUCCGUUGUCUUCAGUCUCAAGAAUCAAGUUGGUGGACUAGCCAAGGCACUUAACGUCUUCCAGGAUCAAGGCAUCAACGUGGUCCACAUCGAGAGCCGAAAGUCCAGAAGGCGACAAUCCGAAUUCGAGAUCAUGGUGGACAUCGAAUGCGACAACAGCAAGAUGGACAAGCUCACCCAUCUCCUGCAGAGACAGAUGUCAUGCCUCAGCCUCCACGACUACGACAAGGGAGAGGAAUUCCCUUCUCCCACACCCACUAUCAGUCAGGAGAGUUUCGAUUUUGGCGACAUGUGUCCCUGGUUUCCUCGUAAGAUCAGCGACCUCGACAAUUUCCAAAAGGUUUUGAUGUACGGGUCAGACCUGGAUGCAGAUCACCCAGGCUUCAAAGACCCCGUCUACAGGGCACGCCGUAAGGUCUUCUAUGAUAUCGCCAUGAAGUACAAAUUCGGUGAUCCAAUCCCAAGAGUUGAGUACACUGAAGAGGAAACCAAAACUUGGAAAACGAUUUUCAGGGAACUUUUCCGCCUCUACCCAACGCACGCUUGUAAGGAGUAUAAUCAGAACUGGCCGGAUCUUGUCAAAUACUGUGGAUACAGAGAGGACAACAUCCCACAACUGGCGGAUAUCGACAAAUAUUUAAAACGCACCACUGGAUUUACCCUUCGACCCGUGGCUGGGUAUCUUUCCCCCCGGGAUUUCUUAGCGGGUUUGGCCUUCAGGGUAUUCCACUGCACACAGUACAUCCGGCACUCCUCGGAUCCCCUCUACACUCCAGAACCGGAUUGCUGCCACGAACUUCUGGGUCACAUGCCCCUUCUGGCGUGCCCCUCCUUUGCUCAGUUCUCGCAAGAGAUUGGCCUCGCUUCCCUUGGCACCAACGAUGAAGAAUUGCAGAAAAUCGCUACGCUAUACUUCUUCACCAUCGAGUUUGGACUUUGUAAAGAGAAGGGGCAGCUGAGAGUGUACGGAGCAGGUCUCUUGUCCAGCAUCAGCGAGUUGCGCCACUCCCUCUCAGCAGAGGCCGAAGUGUACCCCUUUGACCCGGAGGAAGUGAGCACCGUGGAAUGCCUGGUCACGACUUUUCAGAAGCAGUACUACUUCACAGACACCUUCGAAGAGGCCAAGGAGAAACUGAGGGCGUUUGUGUCAACCAUUCACCGUCCAUUUGGAGUUCGGUAUAACCCAUACACAAUGAGCGUGGAGAUACUCAGUAAUGCAGAGAAGAUAUCUGCAGUGGUAUCCGAGCUCAGAGGAGACCUCUGUAUUGUAAGGAACGCUCUUCAGAAGAUACAUGAAAACGACGAAAACAUAGACGUCGACAACAUCACGAAUCUCUUGACUUCAGUCCUCAAAGCUGAAACUUCCGGGAAGAGCUAAAUGGACGCAAUUUGAAAGAAAGUUUCAGCUUCCUCCUCUCUCUCCCUUUCUAUCUAUUCCUUUUUAGGGAGGGGGGACAUAGCAAAUAUCCAUAAUUGGCAUGGACAAAAAUAAUUUACUUUCUUCAGAUUCUUAUAAAUGGGUUAAUGACACUGUGCACGCUUUUCCGGAUAAUCUUUUUUAUACUUUACAAAUUAAAAACAUCAAAUUAAGGUGGAAUACCGUUAAAAAAAAUAAAUAAAGCAUACAAUUUAACAUUAUCAGCGACAUGAAAAAAAAAUUAUAUAGUACGUUAUAUCAAACUUCUGUCUAUGCCUUUUAACUUAGUAAAAGUACGUAUACAUCUUGUGUCCCCCUCUCUCUCUCUCUCUCUCUCUCUCUCUCUCUCUCUCUCUCUCUCUCUCUCCGAUAUCAUACUGAAUACCUGUAAUGUAAUGCACCUGAUUUCAAGAGGUUCCUCGCCCCGUUCAACACAACACAACUCCCAUUUCCACAGGCAUCUUACGAGGACGAACCGUCAUAAAACAAUGAGACGAUGAUACGUGACGAUGAUAAACAAAUGUAUAAUAGGGAAAAAUUUGUGCACUUAGGUCUAAACAUGGGAAAUGUG
Molecule: messenger RNA, 2672 nt
Organism: Macrobrachium nipponense
Lineage: Eukaryota; Metazoa; Arthropoda; Malacostraca; Decapoda; Palaemonidae
Gene: Trhn
Product: tryptophan 5-hydroxylase 1-like
Exons: 15
Coding region: 518-2062 (514 amino acids)
Biological process (GO): aromatic amino acid metabolic process
Cellular component (GO): neuron projection
Molecular function (GO): tryptophan 5-monooxygenase activity; iron ion binding
Source: RefSeq, a predicted model, not a curated record